CCGGAAAUGAGGUCAGAGAGGGAAACCCGGACUAGAAGCUUCAGCCCCGAAGGAGGCGCCGGGUGCGAGCGGCUGCGGCAGCCGAUGUGGCCUCAUGGAUGAGCUGGUACAUGACUUAGCUUCAGCCUUGGAGCAGACAUCUGAGCAGAGUAAGCUUGGUGAGCUGUGGGAGGAGAUGGCCCUGAGCCCCAGGCAGCAGAGACGGCAGCUUCGGAAGCGCAGAGGCCGGAAACGCAGGUCUGACUUUUCUCACCUGGCAGAGCAUGCCUGCUGCUUCAGUGAAGCCUCGGAGUCAAGUCUGGAUGAAGCCACAAAGGACUGCCGAGAAGUGGCUCCGCUCACCAAUUUUAGUGACUCUGAUGACACAGUGGCGAGCAAACGGCACCCAGCUCUCAGUGCCAUCAUUAGAAGUAAGCCACACUCUUGGCAUGAAUCUGACUCCUUUACCGAAAACGCACCUUGCCGACCACUCAGGCGCCGGCGGAAGGUGAAGAGAGUGACGUCAGAGGUGGCCGCCAGCCUUCAGCAGAAGCUGAAGGUGUCAGAUUGGAGCUACGAGAGAGGCUGCAGGUUCAAGUCUGCCAAGAAGCAGCGUUUGUCCCGCUGGAAGGAGAACACUCCCUGGACCUCAUCAGGGCAUGGGCUGUGUGAGGCCGCAGAAAACAGGACUUUCCUAAGCAGAACAGGAAGGAAAGAGAGGAUGGAGUGUGAAGCAGAGGAAGCGAAGCAGGGCUCUGACGAGAACAUGUCAGAAUGUGAAACUAGCAGUGUAUGCAGCAGCAGCGACACCGGGCUCUUCACCAAUGAUGAAGGACGGCAAGGGGAUGAUGAGCAAAGUGAUUGGUUUUAUGAAGGAGAAUGUGUUCCCGGAUUCACUGUCCAUAACCUUCUGCCCAAGUGGGCUCCAGAUCACUGCACUGAAGUAGAAAGAAUGGACGCUGGACUGGAUAAAUUCUCAGAUCCCACAUUCCUUUUACCUUCCCGGCCAGCUCAAAGAGGAUACCAUGCUCGUCUGAAUCGGUUGCCGGGAGCUGCAGCUCGGUGCCUCAGGAAGGGGCGGAGAAGGCUGGCAGGGAAGGAGACCAGCCUAAGCAGUCUAGGAACCGAGAGGAUAAGCCAUAUCAUCAGUGACCCUGGCCAGAAAGAAAAGAAUAAAGCAUUGGCUUCUGAUUUUCCUCCCAUUUCUGCUUGUGCACAUGAGUUUAAUCCUCUCUCCCCCCUUUACUCCCUGGAUGUUCUUGCUGACUCUUCUCAUCGAAGGUGUUCCCCUGCACACUGCUCUGCCAGGCAGGCGAAGGUACACUGGGGACCACCAUGUUCACGUGACAUUAAGAGGAAACGGAAGCCUGUGGCCUUAGCAUCUUUACCUAGCUCUAGGACAGUGCACCCAGAUGUGUUGGAGCUAGCCACCCCAGCCCAGAAGCCUCCCCACUCUGAGUGGUUAGACGGGACCUCUGCAGCAGAGAAAGCUACUGCCUCAGCUCCAGCCAUGUUUUUCAAAAUGCCACAUGAAAAGAGUUCUGGAUGCAUCUAGAGCCCAGUGGCUGAUGGAUGUUGAAACUUCGUAUUAUACAACCUUGGUGUCCUAAUUGGCACUCCUGGUCCUUGCACCACCAGGACCCACUCCUCUUCACAUGCAGCGGUGGCUCUUUCUUUUAGAAGAUCUUAUUUGGGGAAUCUUUUUCUGUAAAGCAGCGGGGCAGCAGUUUUCCUUGAGGGGGCGGGGCAUCUUCUAUUGUAUCCCUUACUCUGUUGUUAGCCCGCUGCUCACCUUCGCUGCUUUCCUAGAGCUGAUGCUCCUGGGCAGCUGUGUCUUUGUUCUAGUAACAGCGCUGGCAUCCCUUCUGCAUAGAGCUUUUACUAUCACCAGUGAAGUCCCAAAUUCACAGCCAAUUCCAAACACAUUCCUCCAUGGGAUGUGUCUGUGCAGUACGGCUUGCCAUCAAGCCUUUAUUUACUCUGUGCCAGUAAGAUACACCAACCAGGUUCUCAGUUUGGGGCCCCAGAAGAGACACCAGCAUGAGGGGUUGGGAACUUCUUCCACUGGGCUUGCAUAUGAACUGAGGGAUCACUGGCGGCUGUGUUGUCCUUGACCUCAUCUUCAUGGUCUGUGUUCUGCUGGCAGAGGGCACAUCUAAGCUCAGAGGUUGGUGUACUAAAAUGCAGAUGGAGGUUUAGGUGCACAGCAGAAUAGUCAGUGGCUGGUGUUUGCUCUAGCAUUCUGAUCCUGGCUUAAUUAUAUUCUGAGUGGGACUUCACUGUUAGUUAUUCUGUAGAAUAAUGCGCUGUUGUCUGAGAAGGAAAAUGUCUUUGGGACAUGCCUCUGUGUGGCGUGUUUAUGACUGCUCAGCUGCAUGUAGAGCUGUAUAUACGGUUGUGCCUCAAGUCAAUGCUACUUUGUCAAAGUGAGGAAUAUGUGACUGCCUGGAGCUGCUGGGGAAAAGCCACAUUUCCCAAAAGUAUUCUCAAGAGCACCUGUCAUUCAGGGGCCUGCUUGACAGGGUGCUCUUACUUUGUAUCAACCGAGUGCUUCUACUCUGAAAUACACAGGAGCUGAUGUUAAACCCUCACUGCUUUGGUCACAUGGAACUGAACACCUCUCCCUUAGACAGGUACCUCGUUUUCCCAAAGUGUAAUUGUCCCUCCCACACAGUGUAAUUAAUGCGAGGUGGACAGGCGGUCAGAGUGUGAGUCUGUAUGGAAAGGGGACUCUGAAGCUGGUUUUAUAGAUUCUGUGGAAGGCUGAGAACGUACCAGCUGGCCAUAAGAGAGUGAUGAAGGGAAAUGCAGAUAGAGAUCAUAUAAUGGAGGGUAACACCGAAGCCUCCAGUCCCCCAGAAUCACCCUGAUUCUUCGAAGGAGUGACUGUCCUAUGGGGUGUCACAGCUACAUCCACAGAAGGUAGGGAAUGUGGCACUGUUUGGUGGCUCAGUGAUGAAAGUGGGCUGUGUUGUGCGUACUCACCUAGACUUAGUUCCUGCAGUGGCCUGUGGAACACGGUUCUGACAUCCUGGCUUGGGCCAAGGGAGAGAUCUACUGGUGACACUUAAACCAGUUCCUAAACUUCAUGCAGACAUCGGUUCUGAUGAUGGCUUUUGAGACCGCCACGGUUAGGUGCAAAGAUAUUCCCGUAGCUCUCCUUUAUGGUCCAUUGCCAGGUCGUCCUCUCCUACCUGGGAUUUAAAGUAGUUUAUAUAUACAUAUUUAUUUACACUUUAAAUAUCUCUCUGAAGCCAUGCCAAUUUUCAGAGGUAAAGGCAGACUUGCAUAUUGUAUUCCGGCACAUGAGUAAGCCCAAACAAGCUAUAGACUUAGAUGUUAUUCUGCCCUGGGUUAUAUAAUCUGUGUUUCUCAUUGGUAUCCCUGGUCAGUCUGAGACCCAUGUCAAUAAUGUUUUUUCAUGAUUGUUUCAUUUUUCUUGGUCAUGAAUUUCUAUACAUUUCUGAAUAAUUUUGACAGGGAUCAGCCAAGAUUAUAGUAUCUACCUGUAACGAAUGGGAAUAAAGUCAUUUACCUGAGAAAAUAGAAUAUUAAGUGCACAAAUACUUUUUAAUACAGGGUUGUAAAUUACGCUCAUUUUAAAGUACACAUGCUUAGGGAAGCCAUUUAUUCUGCUAUUUCUCUGUCAACCAGCUUCAGAGGCUAACUAGUAUCAGCUGUAUUUUAAACCUUACAUUUAAACAUUUUUAUGACACGGUGGAUAAUGCCAUAAAUUAAGAUCUGCUUUUCAAGGAGAGGUGCGGUUUUGUUGUCAGUAUUGAAGAUCACCAGACAGACCUUAAGGAUGCACUGGAUAUGAGAAGCUAAUGAAGCCAAGAGCCAUGGUUCUGAGUUGUGUUAAAUCCUUACAGACUACACAGAUGUUUCUGAAUUUCACUGUUGUGUUUUUUCUAACACAGACAAACGUGUUAUCUACUUGCAUGACGUCCAUUCACAAGUUGUUAGCUUUGUGGAGGAAUUUGAGGGGAUUUGAGAUUAAUUUUAAGAUGCAGCAGUUAAAGGAGGAGCUUCAUUUGUAUCCAGACCUCUGCACAGCUCUUUGGUCAGAACUGCUGGGAAGAGGAAGUCAUUGCUGUUUUCGGGCGCUACAUUUACAGGGACAGAAUAUAGUUUUCCUGAGUGGCAUGUGUUUAAGCCUUGAGUUCUCUAGAGAUCAGUUGCAGUGAGAGACUUUAGAUGGCGUUGGCUCUUAAACAAGACCAGUUCUCAAAGCAGAUGACCCAAAGUAAAUAAAGUGUCUCAAACUUUGGUCCUUCGAAUGAGAUUUUUUUUUUAAGUAAAGUUCAGUGUGUAUAACGAGUAAUUUAACUAUCUGUCCUAAAAAGAUUUAUUAAGGUUUGCAUUCGAGGUUGAGAGUCACUGAGCAUAUCUGUCCAUCUAUAUCUACCUACCUAUGUAUCUAUCUAUCAUCUCUAUCAUUCAUCUAUCUAUCUAUCAUUUAUCUAUAUCUACCUUUCUAUCAAUCUCUCCAAAAUUUCCUUCCAUUGUCUAGGAAGUUCUGUGUUACCCUGAAUUAACACAAAGCCACUGAGAACUAAGAGUUAUAGGUACUAGAAGGAACUGCCAGGCCACCAUGAUCAUAGCUGGUUCUUCAGCUCUGGGUAAAGAAGUAUGGGGAUGCAUGCUCAUUUAAGGUCUUGCUCUGUUUUGGCAUGAUUGCUGUGGUUCUGAGCAAUGUGCUUUAUUUCUCCCCUUCCUGGGCAGAAUCUGUGGAUACACCUUAGCAGCAGCUGUCUUCAGUGUCUUAGGAACUUUGUUUGAACUGAGCGCGGAGCGGCUGGCUCUAGCAGACACGACUGCUAUCUUGUUGGGGGAAAGUGGAAGCAUUUCACUCUUGUCAGCCUCUUCCUUUGCUCAAGCCAGUUUUGCUCGUCACCAUGUCCUUAUUUCCCUUUGCUGCAGUUAGCAGAGUUACAGCUUCUAGCAAUAGUCAGGAUGUGAUUCUACCCCUUCUUUAGAGAAGCAAAGCCAGGGAGCGGGACUGCAGGUGCUAAACACAGACGGCUUGGUAUUCGCUCCUGUGUUAGACUCUGAAGAAGAGGAAGGCCAUGCCUGGAAAUGGCAAUGUGGAAGAAAAAGAACAAUAGUGCUGAAGAGUGUAGAGUGUAAGGUUUUUAUAAAAGGGGCCUAGCAGUGUAAAUUUAGGCAGGAUAAUAUACUUGUGGGUGUGGGGAAAUCUCUUGGUAAAUUAGCAGGAACUAAAGUUUUCCACUGUGGUCUAAAGAUGAAGCUGACACUGGAGAUACAAAGGGGCGCCAUCCUAGAUAGAGGGAAGGAAAGGGGUGCUCUGAGCAGAGCCCCAGACUGGUCCUUAGCCGGGCAGUGAGGACCAUGUUGAAGAUGCUUACAUGGGGAGCAGCGUCUGACCUACUGAGUCAGUGCCUGGGAAUGAGGUCCAGCAAAGCCUAACAAACCCUGCAGGGGAUCCAGAUGCAGCCUGAAGCCUUGGCUGCACAGGUGUUGCCAGUUAAAUGGGCUCCUUGGCAAAGACAGAUUUGUGUGUGAUUCCUUGCCUAAACUCUCAAAAAAUGGCUUUGUUCCCAUGGGUUUCCCUCACAAACGCCUGGGAAAGGGUGAUAGAGACCAUGAGUAGAGGAUGGAAGUGACUUGACACAGGUGUCCAAGUGUAACAAGAGUGACCGUCACUUUUCAGUUAUCAGUAUAAGAUGGUACUUAUAUACAGCCACCUGUGAGUUUUAUGUGUUCAGAAGUCAGUUUAAGGAAAAGCCUUACACAUUUUUCUAGCAUAGUGAUGUACAUUUUAAUAUAUAAUUCAGAAAAAAUUAAAAGAACCAAUACUUCAGCAGGCAUAUCAUAAGCAUCUGCUGAGGUUGGUAAUCUCAGUACAUCAGUCCACCCACAUUCUCACGUCUGCUUUACACCCAGCUAAUAGGGUGUGAAGGCUGGAAACCUGACAGUAAUGCCCCACUGAUUUGCGCUGUUUGCGUUACAGCGGCAGCACUUCAGAGUAUGAUAAGCUCAUUUGAAGCUUUCGGGAAAAAUGGACAUUGUACUUGACGAUUUUAUUCAUAGUAAUUAAGAUGGGUCCUGACUUACUCCAGAGCCCACAAACCCAAAUUCUCCCUUCCAGAGAGAUGUGUAAUGAAGGAGUUCACUGUAUUCGGGAAGGUGUUCUGAAAACUGCCUAGCACUGGUUCCCUAGACUCUGCAUGUGUCCCCUUUCCUAGCUUAAAGGUUAAUUAAAACCACCUGUUGCACCGGGCGGAGGUGGCGGUGGUGGUGGUGGCUGUGGCGGCCACUGCCUGUAAUCCCAAUAUUUGGGAGGCAGAGGCAGGUGGAUCUCUGAGUUUGAGGCCUGCCUAGUCACCAGAACGAGUUCCAGCAGGACAGCCAGGUCUGUUACACAGGGAAGCCCUGCCUUUGAGGGGAGGGGUGUCUUUAUGGUGGCUCAUGCCUGUGAUCCCAGAAUUGCAGGGCAGAGGCAGGAAGAUUCUAGGUUGAACUACAUAGCAGGUUUUGUCUUUUAACAAACAAUUGGAAAAGCUUUCUAAGGUUUUAAUAAUGCAAAUAUUUUCUUUCUCUGAAAGGUAGUUCUGAUCCUUGCAGAAUCUUCAGAUGUUUAUAAUUGCAGAAUGAAAGAAGAUAACUUUUUAAAAUUUAUUUUUUAUUUUAUUAUGUAUACAGUGUUCUGUCUGCAUUUAUCCCUGCAAGUCAGAAGAGGGAACCAUAUCUUAUUACAGAUGGUUAUGAACCACCAUGUGGUUACUGGGAAUUGAACUCAGGACCUCUGGAGGAGCAGCCAGUGCUCUUAACCUCUGAGCCAUCUCUCCAGCCCAGAAGAUAAUUUUGAACUAGCUUCCGGGUAGCUUUUUUAACUAGGAGCUGAAGCCACCCCAGCAUCAUGGUAACAUUUAGUUCCUACUGUCCAGGAUCUCAGCCAGUGCCCCUCCUCUUAGCGGUUUUUGCAAAGCACCCAUUCUAAAUCCUGUUAACCUCAGCCUCUCAGCAACUAAUCUUGCCCUCCCACCCAUGACUGACUUAGCAGAGCGUCCCCCACCUCUCAACCACACUUCCUCUCAGAACCCGAGUACCUGUGGACCUGUCUUGCCCUCAGUUCUUGUGUUUUGUGCAUUGCUCGGGCUAGCUAUAAAUAGCCUCUUUUAUAGACAUUUUUGCAUUUUUAAUAUGCUCAGAAACUACCCCCCUUCAAACAAAAUACCCCUCCUUCGACUCUGGACCCCCACCCACCACUGAAGUAUGACUCCUACUCUGUCUUUAAAUUCUGUUUGUUUGGGUUUUUUUUGUUGUUGUUGUUGUUGGAGCGGGGUUUUAGCCCUGUGUGCACAUGCAGAUCAAUUGGGAGUUUUAAAAGUGGUGGUGGUUCAGCAGGUGAACGGCAUUUGUCACCAAGCUAUGCAUAAUUGUGUUUACAUGUGAUUAAAACCAGAUGCAUUAUAGGAGGGGACAUAUCCAGUAGAUGACCUUGUGACCCAAUCUAUCAGUCAAAGCACUGUUGCCAGGAAGGUGUUUUCUCUGCCAUUGUAUCUUCUAACUUGUAAUUCUAUAUAUAAAAGGUAUUGAUUUU
This is a messenger RNA of Alexandromys fortis (reed vole), 7546 nucleotides long. RefSeq names its product G-patch domain containing 2 like (gene Gpatch2l). Bases 95 to 1534 code for a protein of 479 amino acids. The record is from RefSeq and is a predicted model, not a curated record. The transcript is spliced from 10 exons. NCBI's taxonomy places the organism in Eukaryota, Metazoa, Chordata, Mammalia, Rodentia, Cricetidae. Gene Ontology annotation, cellular component: nucleus.